AUGCCCGGACUUGCCCGCAAGGUCGUCAUUUGCACGGCCACCGACGGCCUGGUCAUCCAACCUCGCUCUGCAAAGGGACAGAGGCCGUUUCAGACCCUGUGCAUAAAGUAUGGUAGUGACGUCGUGUCCUUGGCUUCGCCUGGCCAGACACCCGAAUACUACUCGGAUGACGACGACUCGUCGUUUGAGGCCUUUGGCAUUAUAGGGCUCAUAACUGUCUCCAAGCUUAGUUACUUGGUCAGUAUCACGCGGCGACAGCAGGUUGCGCAGGUGGAUGGGUCGCCUAUUUAUGUUGUCACAGAUGUGGCCUUGACACCAUGUGCGUCAAAGGCUGAGGCACAGGAAUCCAUUCGCAAAACACAGCAGUCAUUGUCUGGACCUGUAGCCUCAGACGAUGGGGUGGGCGAUGAUGAUGACAGUAGCGAUGAUGACGACGGCGUGGAUCCACGGAGCAGCGAUGCCGAUGAUGACGUCGAUGAUGCCGUCGUUCUCACCUUCGACGAUGGCCUCAAGAACGAACCUCGCUCGCCUGAGAUGCGCGUGGCUCAAGAUGUUUUCAAUAGGAGAGGAAGCUACGGUGGGUUCGCGCAGAGCUGGUUUAGUCGCAAUGGCUGGACUGUGGGCAAGAAGCCGCCUCUGGGUAUUAGCAACUCACCCACCAUGUCUCCCACCCCGUCGCCUAUCAAGACACCAGAGAUGAGCACACUGCCACCUUCUGAGAGCCUGGCACCCGCAGCCUCACCGGAGGAAGUCACCAACCUGAUCCCAAAACUCCUCCAGAUGGUCCAGGUGUACUUUGGCUCAUCAAGAAGCUUCUACUUCGCGUACGACUUCGACUUAACACGCAGCCUGGCGAGGAGGACUGAAUUCCCCCUGAACCCUGAGAUUCCUCUUUAUUCCCAGGUCGACGACGUCUUCUUCUGGAACCGAAACCUCAUGCUGCCCUUCUUGAACGCGGGCCACGAGUCCGUAUCCCUCCCACUUCUGCAGGGCUUCGUGGGACAACGCUCCUUCAUUGUAGACAGCAACCCCCCGCAGGUUGACGACUUGGGAGUAGAGUCGGUGGAGCUAAGUAAUCUACAAUCGCCCGCUCCCGUUGGUAGCACCAGCCCUGAAGCCGAUGACGACGGUGACGUUAGGCGCCGGGACUCGGAGAAGAGCUAUACCAUCACCCUCAUCUCUCGCCGGUCCACCCAGAGGGCUGGUCUGCGCUACCUCCGCCGCGGCGUGAACCAAGACGGCUCAGUAGCCAACAUGGUCGAGACGGAGCAGCUCCUGUCCCCCACGGAAAGCCAAGUCAGCUCCCCCCAGACGCGAUCCUACCUCCAGGUCAGGGGUAGCAUACCGCUCUUCUUUUCCCAGACGCCGUACUCCCUCAAGCCGGUGCCGGUUCUGCAGCACUCCGAGGAGACCAACCGACAAGCAUGCCGGAAGCACUUCGACAGGUUACGGAGGACGUAUGGGGAGAUCCAAAUCGUCAAUCUGGUUGAGAAGCAUGGCGUCGAGGCCGCCAUUGGCACGCGGUACGAGCACACGGUCGACUACCUAAACCGGCUGACGAGCGAGCAAAGCGAGGUUGGACCGUCGCAACAAUCCCCCGGACCCCUGUCAUUCGAGUGGUUUGACUUCCACCGCGCCUGUCGCGGAAUGAAGUUUGAGAAUGUCAACCUCCUUCUGUCCCGUCUGAGAGAUCAGAUCGAGCAUCUGGGAAGCGCGAGGGUACGGGACGGGAAAGUGGUGGAGAGGCAGAAGGGCAUCAUCCGCACAAACUGCAUGGACUGCCUGGACCGUACGAAUGUCUGCCAGAGCUCCUUUGCCCGCCAUAUGCUCGACUUGCAGCUCAAGGAAGACGGGUUCGACAUGAGUGCCCAGGUGGACCAGCAAAGUAUCUGGUUCAAUACGCUAUGGGCGGACAAUGGCGACGCUAUAUCCAAGCAGUAUGCAUCCACGGCAGCCAUGAAGGGCGACUACACCAGGACCAAGAAACGAGACUACCGGGGUGCAUUGAACGACCUCGGUCUGUCCCUUGCACGAUUCUACAGCGGAAUGGUAAAUGACUACUUCAGCCAAACAGCCAUAGAUUUCCUGCUGGGGAACGUCAACGACAAGGUAUUCGAAGAAUUCGAGGCCGACAUGAAGAACAAAGACCCGGCCAUCUCCAUGACCAAGAUGCGCGAGCAGGCCGUUGAACUGUGCCAGAAGCGCGUCGUGGCCGAUGAGGAUGAAGAAUUCCACGGAGGGUGGGCCCUGCUCACACCCAACGUGUCCAACACCAUCAAGACUCUCCCCAUGGAGGAAGUGGUGCUCCUCCUGACGGACGCAGCGGUGUACCUCUGCCGAUUCGACUGGAAUAUGGACAAAGUGUCAUCCUUCGAGAGGGUCAACCUGGCCAACAUUACGGGUAUAAGGGUGGGAACAUACAUAACGUCGACCAUUUCGACUUCGCAGGCCGACCCAUCCAAGAAUGUCGGGUUCGUCGUGACGUACCAGCCCGGCAAGAGCGACAUCACGAGGACCAACACGCGCACACUUUCGAGCCGGGAUGACCUGGCACCCGAGCCCGGCGACGGGGCGCGCCCAAUGAGCCUGAUUGAUGGUCUUUUCGGGGGCGUUAAUAAAGAGCCCCCCUUGUGCAGGCUCGCGUUCAAGGUGCCAUAUGUAGACUCGUCUACCGUGGCCAUCGGCGGCGCAUCGCAGCAGCAGACGGAGGAGCAGCAGGCAUCCAAUAUAUGCGCUGAGAUGGAGCGCCUGGUUCUCGAGUGUCGGGUGUCCAGGCGCGACGAGAAGGAGAGCAGCAUCAUAGAGAGGAGUGACAUUAUCUCUCUGGAGGAAGCAAGGCGGAAUACAGGGUUGCUGGAGCAGCUGGGGCAUUCUAUAAAGAAGCUAGUAUGGGCAUGA
Messenger RNA from Geosmithia morbida, 2898 nucleotides. RefSeq lists its product as uncharacterized. Lineage: Eukaryota; Fungi; Ascomycota; Sordariomycetes; Hypocreales; Bionectriaceae. Gene Ontology annotation, molecular function: phosphatidylinositol-4-phosphate phosphatase activity. Gene Ontology annotation, biological process: phosphatidylinositol dephosphorylation. Bases 1 to 2898 code for a protein of 965 amino acids. The record is from RefSeq and is a predicted model, not a curated record. Gene Ontology annotation, cellular component: endoplasmic reticulum. The transcript has 3 exons.